GUUGCUUCUUAGUCACCCUAACUUGAUAGAAUUGGAGAGGUUAUGACGUUUUUCAGUCAUAAUAAUAAGUUGUCACAGAGAUAUUUGUAUUUAUUUACCUCAUAAAAUAUGUUUUCAUUUACAACUCACAAUCAGAUUUUAUUCAACAUAGGUACAAAGUCAGGUUCUAGAAGGACAAAUAAUGUACUAAAACCUUCUAAAGCAACUCAACAUAAAUUCAAAACGAGUUCCUUCUUAGUUAAAUUAUGGCAAAAAAAGAUACAAGAAUCUAUACAAAGGGCUCUGUUAGGCUUAAAAAAUGUGGCUGCCAGCACUAUUUCUACUACUGAUGUUGUUAACAUGAAACUAAUAAAUCCAGACGAAAUAGUUAAUGACAUCAGAUCAUUAUUACACCCAUGGCACCGGUCAUACGUAUCUAAACAAACAUUCAAUGAAAAUAAAAUGUGCUACACAUUACAUCAAGGGGACAAUGUCAAUAGUAGAACUACACUUAGUGAUAAAUUAAAUCAAUCCAGUUACUUAAUAAAUGAUAUAAUGUUUAAUUUUACUAAAAGAUCUAUAAUUUCACAUGGUAUGCAUGUACGAUGCUUUAAGACAGAGCGGUCAGUUCAAGCUGAAUCUCAAAGAAACCCAUCAGUAUCAUCCCGCCUAAAGAAAGCUAUGGGUCUAGGUUCAAAAUCAGAUAAUACCAUCCAAUCUGAAAACCUAACCAAGCUUUUACAAUUAGAAGAUGUUAAUAUGUCAAGUGACCAGAGGCAUAAAAUUAAAGUAGCCUUUGCUGAAGGAUAUCUGGCUGGUAGUGGUCCUGGUGGCCCAAAUAAAACGAGUAAAACUAAAAUGUAUCUAAAGUUAUUUCAACAACUAUUGACGAUUACAAUAUUUUUAGCAAUAUUUGUUAGUUUGAUGGCUAGUGCAACAGGCUCAGUAUUUAGGAUUCAGUUAGGAAACCAAGUUGAAGUUGACCCAGAAGAUAUACAUGUUACAUUUGAUGAUGUUAAAGGUGCAGAUGACGCUAAACAAGAGCUAAAGGAAGUAGUUGAAUUUUUGAAGAGCCCUGACAAAUUCUCAACUUUGGGAGGAAAAUUACCAAAAGGAGUGUUACUUGUUGGACCACCAGGCACAGGAAAAACAUUAUUGGCUCGUGCUGUAGCUGGUGAAGCAGGAGUACCAUUCUUUCAUGCAGCAGGCCCCGAAUUUGAUGAAGUUCUUGUUGGACAAGGAGCAAGAAGAGUUAGAGAUUUAUUUAAAGCUGCCAAGGAGAGAGCUCCCUGUGUUAUUUUUAUAGAUGAAAUUGACUCAGUGGGAGCUAAACGUACGAAUAGUGUUUUGCAUCCUUACGCUAAUCAAACUAUCAAUCAAUUGCUGUCGGAAAUGGAUGGAUUUCAUCAAAAUGAAGGUGUAAUUGUGCUAGGUGCAACAAAUAGACGAGAUGACUUAGACCAAGCUCUUCUUAGACCAGGCCGAUUUGAUGUUGAGGUUUCAGUUCCUACUCCAGAUUACGUUGGCAGAAAAGAAAUUCUUAUUCUAUAUUUAGGACGUGUUUUAUGCAAAGAUAUAGAUAUAGAAUUGCUAGCUCGGGGGACAACUGGUUUCACAGGUGCCGACUUAGAAAAUAUGGUGAAUCAAGCAGCUUUACGUGCUGCAAUAGAUGGUGCUGAGACUGUAAAUAUGAAACAUUUGGAAAGUGCACGGGAUAAAGUACUUAUGGGCCCUGAGAGGAAGGCUCGAUUACCAGAUGAGGAAGCAAAUAAAAUCACUGCUUAUCAUGAAGGUGGACAUGCCAUUGUUGCAUAUUAUACUAAGGAGUCCCAUCCACUUCACAAAGUAACCAUCAUUCCAAGGGGACCUUCAUUGGGCCACACCGCAUAUAUACCAGAAAAAGAACGUUACCAUGUUACUAAAGCACAACUGCUGGCCAUGAUGGACAUAAUGAUGGGAGGUAGAGCAGCUGAAGAACUAAUAUUUGGUCCUGACAAGAUAACAUCUGGUGCAAGUAGUGACCUGAAACAGGCAACUUCAAUUGCAGCGCAUAUGGUGAAAGAUUGGGGUAUGUCAGAGAAAGUAGGACUUCGUACCAUGAAUAAUGACAAGCCUGCGGGCCCCAAUGGCACUAUGGAACAGCUAGGACCACAUACCUAUGAACAAGUCGACCUAGAAAUAAAACGAAUCAUGUCUGAGAGUUAUGAAAGAGCAAAGAGCAUUCUACGGGCCCACGCUAGAGAGCAUAAAGCUAUUGCUGAUGCCCUUUUGAAAUACGAGACACUUGAUGCCGAUGACAUCAAAGCCAUAAUGACGGGAGAAAGAGUGAACCAUGGUGCUCCACAUGAGUCUGCAACAUCAUGA
Ctenocephalides felis (cat flea) is the source of this 2343-nucleotide messenger RNA. Its product is annotated as ATP-dependent zinc metalloprotease YME1 homolog. Gene Ontology annotation, biological process: mitochondrion organization; protein quality control for misfolded or incompletely synthesized proteins. The transcript is spliced from 12 exons. The record is from RefSeq and is a predicted model, not a curated record. Bases 109 to 2343 code for a protein of 744 amino acids. Gene Ontology annotation, molecular function: metalloendopeptidase activity; ATP binding; ATP hydrolysis activity. Gene Ontology annotation, cellular component: mitochondrial inner membrane. Lineage: Eukaryota; Metazoa; Arthropoda; Insecta; Siphonaptera; Pulicidae.